AUGACUGAUCCAUUAUCAUAUGAUAGUUUAUAUGAUCCACAUUUACAAACAUAUUUUCAAAAUAAAAAUAUUCGAAAACAUCUUCGAAAAGUUGGAUUUAUAAAUCGAUAUGAUGAAAUUAUACCUGAUAAACAAUAUAAAGCAAUAGUUAAUGAACGUUAUCGACAAGAACAUAUUCGAGCUUUAUUAUCAUAUGGAGUUGUUCGACGUGUUAUGGAAUUAGAAAAAUUUCGACAAGCAAAUAUUCGUAAUCAAUUAGAAGCAAAUGCAAAACGAAUACUUGUAGAAAAUAUAAAAGAAUCAAGACAACAAUAUCGACAAUUAUCUUCAAAAGAUUUUGUUUUAUAUAAUCGACCUAAAACAAGUAUUUCAAAUAAUAAUUAUCAUAUUUAUCAACAACAACAACAACAACAAAUAAAAAUAAUUGAUGAAAAUAGAGAAAUUCGAUCACGUCUAUCAUCUAUAAAUCAUCCAUCACGUUCAUUAACUAAAACAAUACUUUCUGCAAGACAUAAAAGUUCAAAAUUAAUUAAAUCUAAUAUAAAUAGAAAAGAUGAAUGUGAAAUAACAAUGAUUUUUUUUGGACCACAAACAAAUAUUAAUUAUGAUCAAUCAUUAUGUCAAUCAAAUGGUUAUCAAAUAACUGUUAUGCAACAACAUUGUGAAGGACAAAAUAUUAUUCUUUUUAAAAAUUAUCUUAAACCAAAUGAAAAAUUUACAUUUCGAUCUCGACGUCAUUUUGAAUAUCCAUUUGCAUUAAGUUUAUAUGUAAAUGGUCUUAUUGAUUGUCGAAUAUCCGUUUGUUGUGAAUAUAAACAUAAAAUAGGUGUACCUUUAACUGGAAAACGAGCUUCAUUUGCUAUUUAUAAUGUUCAAGGUGGACAACCUUGUCAAAUAUGUCGACUCAAUGAAUAUAUGCUUAAUUAUCCAUUAUCUAAACAUAAAACACUUGAUAAAAAUUCGAUAUCUACUGACAAAUCACAAAAACAAACAUCUGAUGAUUUCGGUCGACAUCAUUUAUUAUGUACACCAACUCUAUGUGAUGAACAUGAAAGUGAUACAAUUAUUUUCAAUGAAAAUGGUGAAUAUCGUGAAAUUGAAGAAAUGUAUGAAAAUCUGCUUAAAAAAGUUAAUGAUAAUCUUAGUUGGGAAGAAAAUAGUCGUUUUCAAUGGCAAUUAGGUAAUAUAUGUAAAGAAGGACUUGGUGAUUAUGAAAGAGCACUUGAUCAUUAUUUAAUGUCUGUAAAAAUUUUAUGUGAACAUAUAUCACCAUUAGAUAUAAAACUUCGAAAUAUAUAUUUAAGUAUUGGUCAUGUUCUUCUUUUACAAGAAAAAAAUGAAACUUCUUCAAUAAUUGAAUAUUUUCAACGUGUUCUUGAUAUUGAUUAUUCAAUAAAUAAUAUUUGUGAAAAUAAUCUUAUAAAUGAUCAUUGUUAUCUUGGAUUAUUAUAUCAAAAUCAAGAUAAUUAUCAUCAAGCUUUAUUUCAUUUUAAAAAAUCUCUUCAUUUUUUUUUAUUAAAUAAAUCAAAAAAAAAUUUUCAUUUCAAUUUAAAUGAUAAUUAUUAUUCAAUUAAUCAAACAAUUUAUGAUAAAAAAUCUUUAGAAUCUUUAUCAAUAAAUAAUUUACCAAAUUUAUCUGAUAUACAUUUUAAUUUAGCAACAACAUAUCAAAAUCUUCAACAAAAACAAAAUGCAUUAAAACAUGCACAAAAAGCUUUUCAAUUAUCAACAUAUGAUCAAAAUAAAUUUAAUCAUUAUCAAGAUUAUUUUAAAAAACUUCAACAAAUUUAA
This is a messenger RNA of Rotaria sordida, 1791 nucleotides long. The record is from the annotation of a GenBank genome assembly. NCBI's taxonomy places the organism in Eukaryota, Metazoa, Rotifera, Eurotatoria, Philodinida, Philodinidae.